Messenger RNA from Octopus sinensis (East Asian common octopus), 4462 nucleotides. RefSeq names its product RNA-binding protein MEX3B. Bases 2203 to 3909 code for a protein of 568 amino acids. The record is from RefSeq and is a predicted model, not a curated record. The transcript has 2 exons. Gene Ontology annotation, molecular function: RNA binding. NCBI's taxonomy places the organism in Eukaryota, Metazoa, Mollusca, Cephalopoda, Octopoda, Octopodidae.
UUUGUUGUUGUUGGUGUGUUGAGAGGAGAAGGAGUUAGAAUUUUCAAAAGAAACGGUAAACAGAACCACACACACACACAAAAAGAAGAAGAAGGAAAAAAAAAAAGAAGCGGGUGAUAUAUAUAUAUAUAUUACAUAUUAUAUAUAUAUAUAUAUAUAUAUAUAUACAUAUAUGUGUAUUUAUAUAUAUUUAUACCGACCUAAAAAAAGAAAAUAACAAAAAGAAAUCCCAACACAAAACAUAACAACAACAACCACAACAGAAACGAAGCCAAAAGGACGAUAUCAAAGAGAAAGAAAAGAAAAUAGUAAAACUCGUUUAUAACCAACUGAAGCAGCAGCAACUACACAGGAAUUAUAAUAUAUAUAUAUAUUAUAUAUAUAAUAUAUUAUAUAUUAGAGAUAAUGUAGAUAUACCUCGAACAAGAACAGUUACUACUACUACUACAAUUACAAACACAACAAACAAAGGCUAAAGAAAAGCGAAAAAAUACAAGGGAAAAAAAAUUUCUACCACACCUCGAAUGAGCGCUGAAAUAAAUACAACCAGUACUACUGUCUGUUGCUACUACUAUUGCUACAACUACAACUAGUGCUAAUACCAAGCGUCUACCAAACGAGAAGGAUUCUUAUUACUCUUUGCAAAUACACACAUUCAACGUUUGUAACGCUAACAUUGAAGACGCGCGCACACAACACUGCAUGCUACGGCCUAAGCCUCCGCACCCACUUGUAUAAAUAUAUAUAUACAAUUUAUAUAUAUUAUAUAUAUAUACAUACAUACAUAUAUAUAUAUAUAUAUAUACAUAUAUAUAAAUAUUUAGAUAUUUAUAUAUUUAUAUACACACCGUAGUUGCUUCUUGUGUGUCUUGAAUGAAUUCCGGUCUUUUACAAUUCCCUUGUAUGUAGACGGAAGAAUAUUUAGUGGGGACUAGUAUUUUUCACCGCGGCUUUCCACAAUCCCUUGUCUGUAUACAUUCGAACUUCACAUCUUGACAUCUACACAAAAUUUAUAUAUGUAUAAUAUAUAUAUAAAUUCACAUUAGCAGGAAAAAGAAAUUGCUUUCGCCACCAAUAUUAUAUCCAUAUAAAGCUUAGUGUGGCUACUUCUCAUGCAGUGUACGCUCACCAAUAUCUAGGUAUAUUUCAUAAAGAAUCUUAUCAAAAUAAUAAUUAUAUAUAUAUAUGUACAUAAAAAUUAAUUUCUUCCUUAUAUUUUUGGCAGAUAUUUAUAUCUAUAGAAAAGGAAAUACAUAUCUUAGCUCUUAACUUAUCUAUACCACAUAUAAAGUGAUAACAUUUUCUGUGUAAAGAGAAUAUAUAUACGAUACAUAUAUAUAAAUACACGUGUAUAUAUGUAUAUAUUGAAGCAGGCAAACCACGUAUUUUGCCUUGCACACUAUAAAAUUAGAAAUUGUUUUUUAUUCCUUUCACUUUUGUUUUGGAUUGUCAAUUGUUUUCGCAACUGUUUCUUACCCAAGAGAAAUUUAUAAAGUAUUAAUAAUACAUAUAUAUAUAUAUAUUCAGAUAUAUGUAUACUUCGGUGUGUCGGCGUGAUAGGAUAGUUCACACCUUUUCCUAUAAAGAAAAAAAAGAAACCCUCCAAAAGUAGAACUGAAUAAGUUAUAAAUGCGAAGUUGGUCAUUGAUUGUCAUUCUUCACUUUUAAGUGGUAGCAUUUCCAGGCUUCUGCAAAAAAAAAAAACCAAACAAAAAACAACCAAAAAAAAAAUCAAAAUCCAAAAGAAUCCCUCUUAAUUGCUGCUGCCCGUGUUUCUUUCACCUUUCUACCCACCCGUCCUUUAUGUAUGUGAGAGUACGUGUGUACAAAUAUAUAUAUAUUAUAGAAUAGUUAACGUGUAAAUAUAUAUAUAUAUAAAUAUUAUUUAGGUACUAAUGUAUACAAAUUACAUUAAAAUCACAUAUUUUUGUUUCUGUUUUUCUCCCUUAUCUUGCCUUCUGAUCUCCACAGUCUAAAAGAAAAUCAAAAGAAAAAAAACACAAAAACAACCCCCACCAAAACACAGCUUUAACACUUCCCUCAAGUCUUUGUUCUCUCCACUAUCCCCCUACACUUAGCCCUACUCCUCUCUAAAGAGGGACAAAAAAAUAAUAAAAAGAUAUAGCAAAUAUAUAAUUUAAAAGCUUUUUUAUACAUAAAUAUAUAUUCUUCGCCUGUCUCGCUCACUCCACUGCAUUUGUGAUGCCUGCAAGUUUCCUCAGUACCGACAUGAAUGGUAAUAGCGGCGGUCUGGAAGACCACCGUGCUAUGCAGUUGGCCCUGGAGUUGACAAUGCUCGCUGGAUUACAUACAGAUGAAGAUACGACCACCACGACCAGUAGUAGCAAUGGACUUCCGAAUGCUCCUCAAACUUUUGACGAGUCUGCUCCACGCAAACGCAGCGCCAACAUGACGGAAUGUGUGCCAGUUCCCAGUUCGGAACACGUUGCUGAAAUUGUUGGCCGACAAGGCUGCAAGAUCAAAGCCCUACGUGCAAAAACCAAUACAUAUAUCAAAACCCCUGUGCGGGGAGAAGAGCCUGUAUUUGUGGUUACUGGUCGCAAAGAAGAUGUAGCUGCAGCAAAGAGGGAAAUACUUUCUGCUGCUGACCACUUCAGCCAAAUUAGAGCAUCUAGAAGAAACAACAGUGCUUCUGGUGUCUCAGGGACAAAUUCAAACCUGACCCCUGGCCCGCCCAGUCCUAAUACUCCCGGUCAUGUAACGAUCCAAGUACGGGUUCCCUACAGAGUUGUAGGGCUUGUUGUUGGCCCAAAAGGUGCAACUAUUAAAAGGAUCCAACAGCAAACACACACUUACAUUAUCACACCGAGCAGAGACAAAGAACCUGUUUUUGAUGUGACGGGCUUACCUGAAAAUGUUGAAAAAGCCCGUCAAGAAAUUGAAAGCCAUAUUGCCAUGCGUACUGGUGGGCUGAUCGAAGCCCACCAGCAGCAAGAUGAGAAUGAUUUUCACACAAAUGGUGUUGAUUCAGGUUUUCAUGAAUUAGGAACUGACAUUGGACCUGUCUACCCCAAAACAGCAAAUUCAGCAGCAUUCACUUAUCCAAGUUCGGGUUUAAAUGGAACCCUAUUAUCUCGACGUAGUCAGGAGCCUACAAUUUUUAAUUUUCCACCUGUCACCUCAACAACUUCCAAACUGACGGAUACUUAUAACCCGCUGUCAAAUGGGUUUAAUGCCUUUAACAGUUUUAGCAUGUAUGACAACGAUGAAGGAAUUAGUUCACCCUCUUUUGACCCUGUUCCAUCACCUGCUGGUCUUUGGCCAGAAUUGAGUGAUCCAGCACCUCCCAACAGAGGUUCAUCUCUAGUCGUCUCGGUGUUCACAUCAACUGGUAGCAACCCCACAAGUACUAAUACCACCUCCUGUUCAUCUGUCACAGCUGGUCGACGAAGCAGUCUUGGUGGGACCAACACAACACCUCGACUUUCACCCACUUUAGAGUCUGCUGAAGCAAUGGCAAAUGGUACCACUGUGACAGGAAGUCUGAACACCACGACUCUGGGUGGCAGUAGUAGCAGCUUGGACCAUCAUCCAAUACUUCGACGUAUUCGAAGUGACCCCUUGACUGGUAGCCUAGCUGGCAUUUCAUCUUUCGGACCUCUACCAACAUGUACAAACAACUAUGCUACUACCUCUUCUUCAACAGUCACUAGCAUCACUAGUUCUUGUCCAGAAUCGCCACCACCAGGAGGAGGGGGUGUUGGUAGCCGUCCUCGACGUAACUGCCUUGUGUGCUCUGAGAGUGAGGUUGUGGCCGCGCUUGUACCGUGCGGCCACAACCUGUUCUGUAUGGAGUGUGCCAAUCUCAUUGUUGAAAAACCAAUUGUGGAGCGACUUUGUCCGGUCUGUGAACAAACUCCCACUCAGGCAAUCCGCAUAUUUUCUUAACAUACACACACAUAUAUAUAUAUUAUAAAGACAAAGAAACAAAGAUCUAACUAAUAAAUAUAAUGCAUAAGAAACUUUUCCGUUCCUUGAAAGAGGCUGUUCCCACUCUUUCCCCACCAGACAAUUUAAGAAAUGAGUAUUCUCAUUCGUUGCCGUUAUUCAUGAGAUUAUAGAUCCAUAUAUAAUAUGUAUAUAUAUAUGUGUGUGUGUAUAUAUAUAAAUAUAUACAUACAUACACACAUACAUACACACACGUGUAUAUACACUGACAGAUUUUAUUGAAAGAAAUUUAUAAGUUUAAUCCAUAUUUGGAAGAUGAUAUAUGUAUGAAAUUUACAAACACACAUACUCAAACCAAUAUAUUUAAAAGAAUAUAAAAUGACAGUUAGUGACUGGAGAGAAAAGGAAUUUCUCUUAAAUGUUUCAAAGCUCCAAUUCUAUUUUAUAUAUAUGUGCGUGCGCGUGUGUGUGUAUAUUGUGUGUGUGUGUGUAUAUAUAUAUAUAAUCUGUAUCUGUGUGUAUACAUUUAUAUGUAUAUGACUAUAUAUGUACA